Messenger RNA from Rotaria sp. Silwood2, 723 nucleotides. The record is from the annotation of a GenBank genome assembly. NCBI's taxonomy places the organism in Eukaryota, Metazoa, Rotifera, Eurotatoria, Philodinida, Philodinidae.
AUGAAAGAUUCUAAUGAUCGAGGAAUGCUGUGUCCUUUCAUCGGCUAUGCUCAAGAGACAAUACUUCCACUUGCUGAUGCGUGCAUACCGUUAACAAUUAUUAUUCCCGAUAUACUUACAUAUGUUUCAAUGGCUCUAGAACGCACUCCAGAUAAUCCGCCAAAUGAAUUGACUCGCGAUGAAUCAGCUUCGAUUUAUCUAUACACAAUGGAGUGGAAUAAUACAGACAGAAGUUUUUAUUCCUAUCUUAACCAUGCUCUUAAGAAAGGUGGGCGAGAGGAACUACAACUGUGGCAGAAAUACCUUAAACUUUUUCUUACUGCCCUAGUUAAAUUGCCAUGUUCAACAGUACAAGUCGUAUGGCGUGGUGUACGAAAGAAUGCUGCUAAUGAAUUUCAGAAAGGAGCUCAAAUUACAUGGUGGACUUUCUCAUCCACAACGAAAUCAUUAGCCGUAUUAGAGAAUGAUCUCUAUCUGGGUAGAACAGGAGAGAGGACACUAUUUUCCAUUGAAGUGUUAAAUGGCAAGAAUAUACGUGCUCAUUCAGUUUUUGAAGACGAGGAGGAAAUUUUACUAUUACCGGGAACAUACAUGGAAGUACAAUCUCUAUUAAAUCCAGCGCCUGAUCUGCACAUCAUUCAUUUAAAACAAAUAAUACCAAAGGAGCCACUACUGGAACCUCCAUUCGAAGGUAAAUUAAAUAUUUCUAAUAGUUUAUUUUGA